Camelus dromedarius (Arabian camel) is the source of this 1023-nucleotide messenger RNA. Its product is annotated as olfactory receptor 5I1. The record is from RefSeq and is a predicted model, not a curated record. The transcript has a single exon. Gene Ontology annotation, molecular function: G protein-coupled receptor activity; odorant binding; olfactory receptor activity. NCBI's taxonomy places the organism in Eukaryota, Metazoa, Chordata, Mammalia, Artiodactyla, Camelidae. The coding region runs from base 79 to 1023 and encodes 314 amino acids. Gene Ontology annotation, cellular component: membrane. Gene Ontology annotation, biological process: G protein-coupled receptor signaling pathway.
ACUACAAUUGUUUUUUCUUUCCAUCAAUAUAACAUUUUAGGAUGUUAGACCCCUCAUAAAAAGGAAACAACAGAGAAUAUGGAACUUAUAGAUGGAAACUAUACCUUGGUGACUGAGUUUAUUCUCUUAGGCUUUCCAGCUCUCCCUGAACUACAGAUCGCGCUGUUUCUCCUGUUUCUGACUUUGUACUGCAUGAUUUUAAUGGGGAACAUUGGAUUGAUGACGUUAAUCAGGAUCGAUCCGCACCUUCAAACCCCCAUGUAUUUUUUCCUUAGUAACCUCUCCUUUGCAGACCUUUGUUAUUCCUCAGUCAUUGUUCCCAAAAUGCUGGUCAAUUUCCUCUCCGAGAACAAAUCAAUUUCCUAUCAUGGCUGCGCACUGCAGUUUUAUUUUUUCUGUGCUUUUGCGGAUACAGAAUCCUUUAUCUUGGUUGCCAUGGCGUAUGAUCGUUACGUCGCCAUCUGUAACCCUUUACUGUACAUGGUUGUGAUGUCUCGGGGCAUCUGUAUACGGCUGAUUGUCUUGUCAUACUUCGGAGGCAGCGUGAGUUCCCUGGUUCACACAUCCUUUGCGUUUAUUCUGAAAUACUGUGAUAAAAAUGUCAUUAAUCAUUUUUUCUGUGACCUCCCUCCCCUGCUGAAGUUAUCCUGCACAGACACAUCAGUUAAUGAGUUGCUUCUCUCCACAUAUGGCAGCUCAGUGGAAAUUAUCUGUUUCAUCAUCAUUGUCAUCUCCUACUUUUUCAUUCUUCUCUCCGUCUUAAAGAUCCGUUCUUCCAGUGGGAGGAAGAAAACCUUCUCCACCUGUGCCUCUCACCUGACUUCAGUGACCAUUUACCAGGGGACUCUCCUCUUCAUUUACUCACGACCCAGCUACCUGUAUUCCCCCAACACUGAUAAAAUUAUCUCAGUGUUCUACACUAUCAUCAUCCCAGUGCUGAAUCCCUUGAUUUAUAGUUUGAGAAAUAAAGAUGUAAAAGACGCUGCUAAAAAAGUCAUCAGAUCAAAGAUAGAUUCUUCGUGA